Messenger RNA from Carica papaya (papaya), 2872 nucleotides. RefSeq names its product galacturonosyltransferase 4 (gene GAUT4). Gene Ontology annotation, molecular function: polygalacturonate 4-alpha-galacturonosyltransferase activity. The record is from RefSeq and is a predicted model, not a curated record. NCBI's taxonomy places the organism in Eukaryota, Viridiplantae, Streptophyta, Magnoliopsida, Brassicales, Caricaceae.
UAAAAAAAAAGUAUUAAUUUAUUUCUUUAAUUUUAUUUUUUGGCUCGUCUGAUCUUUCACUCUCAAUCUUCAUCUCCUCCAUCCGUCUUCUCCCACCCAGUGCCGACGAUUUGUGUCAUCUUUUUUUACUCUCUUCUUCUUCUUCUUCUUCUUUAUGGCCGAGAAACAGCAAGAAACAUUUGUAUAAACAUUACCCACAAACACUCUGUAUCUCUCCAUUCACAAAGUGUUCAUCUUUUAGGUGGGUUCUUCCUGCUUUUUACUUAAAGAAUGCGGGUUUCUGCCAAAUGCAGAUUCAGAUUCGUCUAGCUGAUUUAACCCAGAAAGUGUCUUUCUUUUCACCCGUCUUUUUAGGAGAUAAUUACACUUGAUCUCUUUUUUUUUUUUUUUUCAUUCCUCAAUAAUCCGAAGGGGAGGGUGAAAUACGGAGGAGGGAAGGAGGGAGGGUGAGGUGGUUGGAAGAGGAAGAAGAGGAAGAAAAAGAAGAUGAUGAUGAAAAUGAAGGCGAGGAAUUUGGUGAUUGUUCUGCUAAUCGUCACGGUGGUGGCUCCUAUCGUUCUUUACACUGACCGUGUCGGCACCUUCAAGGCUUCGCCUUCUCGACGAGAAUUUCUCGAAGAAGUUACGACUCUUACUUUCAGUGGGGAUAGCAGGCAUAGUAAUCUGAUUUCCCAGGAAUCUUCCAUAACCCUCAAGGUUCCCGAAGGCGUUGUAUAUUCUGAUGAAAAUUCUGCCAAUUCUCUUCUUGUUUCUAGUUCUUCAGCUCAAGCUAAUGAUUCUGCUGAAGCUCAAGAUUUAGGAUUGCAAGAAACAAGGGAGCAUAAAUCUGCUCGAGUAUUAUCCACAACUAAUGAGGAUGAUCAAUCCCAAUCUGCAAAUCCCAUCAAACUAGUAACUGAUGUGGGAGAUCAGAGAUCCAUGGAAUUGGGUUCCCAGAAAGUUGAAGAAGACGGAGGUAGCAUUCAAAGAUUAGCUGAGCAGACAUCCAUUAUUGACUCCAAAAAUAAGGAUAUAAAGCAGGAGAAAGUUUCGGUGCAAAUCUCUGGCAAGGUUGAUGGAAAUGAAGUGAGAGAUGCUAGAGCUGAAAAACAGACUGAGCAAGUAACUGUGCCAGAUGCACGAGUGCGGCAACUUAAAGAUCAACUAAUCAGGGCAAAGGUUUACCUUUCCCUUCCAGCCACAAAAGGCAAUGCCCAUUUUGUAAGGGAGCUCCGAUUGCGGAUUAAGGAAGUUCAACGUGUAUUGGGAGAUGCAUCCAAGGAUUCUGAUCUGCCAAAAACUGCCUACGACAAAUUGAAGGCAAUGGAGCAAACACUUGCCAAGGGCAAGCAGAUUCAUGACGACUGUGCUGCGAUAGUAAAGAAGCUUCGGGCUAUGCUCCAUUCAACAGAAGAGCAGCUUCGAGUGCACAAGAAGCAGACCAUGUUCUUGACACAGUUAACAGCUAAAACACUUCCUAAAGGCUUGCACUGUCUUCCUUUACGCCUAACAACCGAGUAUUAUAGCUUGAAUUCUUCUCAACAACAAUUUCCAAAUCAAGAGAAAUUAGAAGACCCCAAGCUCCAGCACUAUGCACUUUUCUCUGAUAACGUUUUGGCAGCAGCAGUUGUUGUAAACUCUACCGUGACUAAUGCUAAGCACCCCUCGAACCUUGUCUUCCACAUUGUUACGGACAGGCUCAACUAUGCAGCAAUGAGGAUGUGGUUUCUCGUUAAUCCACCUGGGAAAGCCACUAUUGAGGUUCAAAAUAUUGAAGAGUUUUCAUGGCUAAAUGCAAGUUAUAGUCCAGUCCUUAAGCAGUUGGGUUCCCAAUCCAUGAUUGACUAUUACUUUAGAGCUCAUCGAGCUAAUUCUGAUUCCAAUUUGAAAUUUCGAAAUCCAAAGUACCUAUCCAUCCUGAACCAUCUACGCUUUUACCUGCCAGAGAUCUUUCCUAAGCUCAAUAAAGUUGUCUUCUUGGAUGAUGAUAUAGUUGUGCAGAAAGAUCUCAGUGGCCUUUGGGCCCUUGAUCUGAAGGGUAAUGUUAAUGGUGCUGUGGAGACUUGUGGAGAAAACUUCCAUCGCUUUGAUCGGUAUCUUAACUUCUCAAAUCCGCUCAUCUCUAAGAAUUUUGACCCUCAUGCUUGUGGAUGGGCAUAUGGGAUGAAUGUCUUUGAUUUGGAGGAAUGGAAGAGGCAAAACAUCACAGAGGUGUAUCAUCAAUGGCAGAAACUGAAUCAUGACAGACAGUUAUGGAAGUUGGGGACCUUGCCACCGGGUCUCAUAACAUUUUGGAAUCGCACAUUUCCAAUUGAUCGAAAUUGGCAUGUGCUUGGCCUUGGUUACAACCCAAACGUCAACCAGAGGGAUAUUGAACGUGCAGCUGUCGUACACUACAACGGCAACAUGAAACCAUGGUUGGAGAUAGGCAUACCAAAAUACAAAAACAACUGGGCAAAAUAUGUGGAUUAUGAUCACAUGUAUUUGCGGGAGUGCAACAUCAACCCAUAAAUAUGGCCUUCAUGACACAGUUCCCCCCACAUUUACCUAAUCUUGGCCAUGCAUUUUUACAGCUGCGCAUCGCUUUGCAUAGGUUCUUUUUAUUAAGAGGUAUAAAUCCUGAGUUUGAUUCUUUACUGUAUACAUUUUGAUUUUUUUUCUUCUUUCCCGAGCCAUGGUAGAUUCAGAGGGAAACUGCAUUAUAGUAUAUUUCUUUUUUUUUCUUCAUUCUUAGUUACAUGUCUGCAAAAUUCUGCAGAUGCAUAUGUAAAUGAGUGGAAGCUAGAUUUUUCUUUUUGGGUUUAAUUUUUUUAAAGCUAUUGGCUCUCUCUAUACAAUUAGUUCAUGUGAUAUAUAUGGUGUUGUAACUUCAGAGUUUGUUGGCAAUUGGCAA